Orbicella faveolata is the source of this 1674-nucleotide messenger RNA. RefSeq lists its product as uncharacterized. The record is from RefSeq and is a predicted model, not a curated record. NCBI's taxonomy places the organism in Eukaryota, Metazoa, Cnidaria, Anthozoa, Scleractinia, Merulinidae. Gene Ontology annotation, biological process: cell adhesion. Gene Ontology annotation, molecular function: calcium ion binding; carbohydrate binding; protein binding.
CGAGGAGAAGGAAACUUUACAGCUUGGGCCAAAAAUCAGCCAAAUAAUUUCAGAGGAGAAGAUUGUGUGCAUGCACUUGGUGUGGAAUACAGCUAUGAAUGGAAUGACGUGCAGUGUAGUGAUUGUCAUCCAUACACUUGUAAGAAAGAUCUAAAUGAAUGCGAUAGAAAGACAAAUGGUUGUCAUCAGCAUGCCAGUUGUACAAAUAAACGAGGAUCUUAUUCGUGCGAGUGUAACCACGGUUUUAUCGGAGAUGGCUUCAAGUGCGGUCCCAUCAUAGCGGAUUCCUGUUCUGCAAGGAGGAAAUACGUCAGUGUAAGCGGAAAUUACAAAAUUGAUCCAGAUGGACCGGGAGGACUGGCACCGUUUACUGUUUACUGCGACAUGAGUGACAAAAAUGGCGUUGGCGUGACAGUCAUCAGUCACAACAGUGAAGCCAGAACGCACGUAUAUACGGGAACUACAGACCGUGACAUUCAGUACCCAGGAGCGAGUCUUUCUCAGCUGGCGAGUCUCACCAGAGUCUCCGCACACUGUGAACAGUUUAUCAAGUACGAGUGCCUCAAUUCUGUGAUGAGUGUUGGGUCAACUGCCUGGUGGGUGUCACGCGACUCUACUAGGAUGACGUACUGGGGUGGAGCAUCGCCUGGCAGUGGUAAGUGCGCAUGCGAGAUGACCAACUCAUGUGCAGACCCAAGUCGUGGUUGUAACUGUGAUAAGAAUGACAAUGUAUGGCGUGAAGACAGCGGUUUCCUGACUGAUAAGACGAGGCUGCCAGUUACCAAGCUGAAGUUUGGAGAUGUAGGCGGUAUCGAGGAAGGCUAUCAUACAUUAGGGAAACUGAAGUGCUAUGGAGUGUCUAAUAAAUAAGACCAAUGAAAAAUUCACUAUUACAAAUGAUUUAAAAUCGUGUUAUAAUUUAAUAAGCACCAAAGUAAUAAUAGGAAAAAAAUAAGUGAAAGUGCCAGUACGAUCAAACUUUUCGCUUCGCCUGUCUAAACCAUUUUCUUGUUCGAGAAAGGACUUGUUCUUUACGACUGUAGUUCUCGCACGUUUUCAGCCUCCAUUUUUAAUACGUUCCUGAAACCCGGUAAGGCUUAUGUUCUUCGGAAUACGGAUGAAAAAUGGCUCAAAUUUGUACGGUUAACGAUUUACGAAUCUGGUAGGCUGGGCAUUUGAAUGGAUUCCUAAGGAACGAAAUCAAUUUCUUUUAUAUAAGAGUUGUUUCUGCUAUAUAAUCAUAACAAUGUUAUUUCAGGUCGAAACAAAAUAAUCUAGACUUAACUUGAAAAACAGAAAAUUGACUUUGCAAUAUGUACAUUCUCUUUUCACAGUGGCAGUGUGAGCUGAUUGUGUAAGUUUAUCAGUUUGUCUCGUAACGGUAUUGCUUUGGCUUCAGGGGUGGAUUACGUACAUUGUGGUGAUACAGACAUCCAUUUAAAGUAAAGUUGGUAAUUUGUAUUGAAAAUAUGGUCUAGCACGGAAAGAUAAACUGGUGAACAUCACAGCAUAAAAGGAAAUUAAAAUGUACCACAAUUUACAGUUUUGAAGAGUGAAAUGAUUCUAGAAUUCUAUGCUAGAGUGAAACGAGGUAGUAUAGUGUAAACAUGGAGAUUAUUCCUUUUCCGUGUUAAAUUGUAAACAUGGUGGUACAAUUUCCGAUCCAAUUCAGUU